This is a messenger RNA of Zingiber officinale, 1641 nucleotides long. RefSeq lists its product as uncharacterized. The record is from RefSeq and is a predicted model, not a curated record. The transcript has 4 exons. Lineage: Eukaryota; Viridiplantae; Streptophyta; Magnoliopsida; Zingiberales; Zingiberaceae. The coding region runs from base 1 to 861 and encodes 286 amino acids.
AUGUCCCGGCCUACGUGCCGAUUUCGCGUCCCGGCCUGCGUGUCAAUCUCGUUUCCUGGCUGGCGUGCCGAUCUUGUGUCCCGGUCUACGUGCCGAUCUCGUGUCCCGGUCUGCGUGCCGGUGCCUUAUCCCAAUAUGCGCAGCGGCUAUAAGCCUAAUUCUUCCCCCUGCCCUCUUCUCGAGGCGCACGGCCAUGAGCUCGCUCGCGGCCGCGUGAACCGCAAGCGACUUGCUAUCGCGCGCGGCCGCGGGCGACCUUGCGAUCGCGCGAGGGGCGUGGCCGUGGGCGACCGAGAAGACUUUGCGAUCGCGCGAGGCGAGCGGCUGUUGGCGACCGCGAGGGAUCACGCGGCGGCGAGGCGACCGCAGAAAACCUCGCGGCCGGGCGAGGCGACCGCAGAAGACCUCGCGGCCGGGCGAGGCGACCGCAGAAGACCUCGCGACUGGGCGAGGCGGACCUCGCGGCCGCAGAAGACCUCGCGGCCGCGGGCGCCCUUGCGAUCGCGCGAGGCGCGCGGUUGUUGGCGACCGCGAGGGACCACGCGGCAGGGCGAGGCGGCAGUAGGCGACCUCGCGGCCGGGCGAGGCGACCUCGCGGCCGGGCGAGGCGACCUCGCGGCCGGGCGAGGCGACCUCGCGGCCGGGCGAGGCGACCUCGCGGCCGGGCGAGGCGACCUCGCGGCAGGGCGAGGCGACCUCGCGGCCGGGCGAGGCGACCUCGCGGCAGGGCCGAGCGCGUCCUCGAGGACCUCGCGGCCGGGCGAUGCGUGGCCUCAGGUACCUGAGGAGGAAGAAGCCGCACAGACGAAGGAGCGUGUGUGCCUCAAGAAGCAUGCACGCGCUCCCCGGAGUCCUAUAUAAAGAUUCGUAAGCUUCGAGAAUUAGGAAAGGUGAGAAGCUGCGGGAGAAUGGCAACAUCUUCUCAUUGCCGCCAUUGUUUGUUAUUGAGAUAUGGACUAUGCAAAAUUUUACUAGCUAGCUAGCUAGCAAUGAGAAGAUUGCUGCUACAUCUUCUCGACAUGGGAACCUAAAUUUGAGGCUGAGAUGAAAAACAGAAGACUGAAUUAAGAAGCAGCUUCUCUGCUGGGUUCAAAGAUGAACUUUCAAGAUUUACAAGUGAUAUUCUUUUCUCGGAGCCUUACUAGAUUAAAAUCCAAAAGUUCCAAUUAUUCUCAAUUUCGUAUUGAGAUAAGAAUAUCAAAUAGAGAGAAGGAAGAUUACCAUUGGUUACACUCAAGAAGAUUAUUGGCACUAAAAAGUUCUAUCGGUUAAUUUGGUUUAACCAAUCUUUUUUGUUCACCCCUAACUAUGCCUUUCAAACCUGAACAAGAAUGCAAUGGUGAUAUGCUUCGGCUAGGACUUCCAAACUUGGACAAGAAUGCAAGGGUGAUAUGCAAAUUUAUUAACAAAGGAGAAAGGCAAAGAAUAAUAAGGAUGAAUGGAUGAGCAGGUAAGAAAAUCUUUUUUAAACAUUUUUUGUAAAGUCUAAUUGACUAAAAGAUGAUUUUCCUCGAUCCAUUAUGCUUAUGUCUCAAUUUUUGUAUAUUCAAUAUAAAUAUUUAAUGUUUUCUUUCUACAAAUUAUAUUUACGUCUAAGACGUAUCGACAGUCGAAGCUAAUUUUGUUGUCGUCGAUCCUUCA